AUGUUUGAGAAGUCAGUUAGAGGACGUGCUCUGCAACAGCACGUUUUCAAACAAAUAUAUUUAACCAUGGCAAUUGAGCCCCAUAGCGAUUGCAAGAAUAGGUGCCUCAUGGAAAACACCUGUGUGUCCGUGAACGUUGGUCCACCCGACAAGAAUGGACUCAGGGUCUGUCAACUGAGUGAUUCUGAUCACACUCAACAUCCUGAUGACCUGAAACCCCAAGAAGGAUACCAGUAUUGGGCUACAAAGGUGCGGAUAUUUGGAUAGAACACAAUACAAUAGAUUCAUUUUCUAAUUCUCCUUGGUAUGGUUAUGUUUAGUUUUUAUUAAAGUAAAUCCCACUAAAGACAACUUUAUCCCUGCAGAAUCCAUGUUCAAGCAGCCCUUGUCUUCAUAAUGCAACCUGCCUAAAUGGGUUCACAGAUAAGAGAUACAUUUGCUUGUGUCAAGCUGGUUACAAGGGGAACAAAUGUGAAAAAAAAGGUGACCAGAAGCUGAGAAUUGAUCUGAGUAAAUGUCAGGUUUACCUUCAUGCGUGUUUGUUUUCUCCUUCUAUGAAUCUUUUACUGUGACACGCCUCGUGGUACGCUUUAUUAAUAUUAUUAUUAUUAUUAUUAUUUUUUUUGUUUUGUUUUGUUUUUGUUGUUUUUUUGUUGUUUUUUGUUUUCUCUUUGUUUUUGCUCUUUCCCACCUUCAAUGUUCGCGGUUGAUAUCCGUGUAAGACAUUUUGUGGAGGUGGAUUAAUUAAUCUGUCAUUUGAAAGCCAAAUAUACGAAGUAGACGGUUAAUUUAUCCUUUCUUAUAUUUUUCCUUGCCCCUUUAGGCAUAGUAAAAAUGUUUACGUAAUUAAUGAAGAAGAUACGAAUUAAGCUUGUGUAUAACUGCGAGCCUUUGUGUCAUCUUUAAGAGAGCUAAAAGAAAUUGUGCUCUAAAAAAUAUGUUGAUAUGAGCUUGUUUGUUUUCCCCUCAGCAUUCAAAGCAAUUUUUACAAAUCUCAAUGCCACUGGAAGAUAUGGUCCAACAACGCUGGGCAGUCACUAUACAGGUCAAGAUCAUGACGGGCAAGUUACAUUGUCUAGCGGUAUUCAACGGUGGACUGUGCCGUACACUGGUGACUACAGAAUAGAAGCGGUAGGAGCAGCAGGAGGGUACGAUGGAGCUACUAACAACACUCAGUAUCGAGGGAGAGGAGCAAGAAUGAUUGGAACAUUCCGUUUAAAGGAGGAUGAAGUUAUCCAGAUACUUGUAGGUCAAGGAGGAGGAAUAAACAAGAUGGAUCUAUCCUCUGGCGGUGGUGGAGGUACAUUUUUGGUGAGAGGAACUGAUACACCUUUAAUAAUAGCUGGAGGUGGAGGAGGGAUAGAUUCUGCUAAGUCAAUACAUGUAGAAUGUGACGCCAGCACAAGCAAAAUAGGGAAAUCUGGACACAAGUCAUGGUCAGGGGGGAGCAAUGGGCAUGGUGCGCAGACUGCUGAUGAUGGCUACUCAGGUAAGAGUAUACUGUGGUGAUCCCUUACCUAGAAGCUCCUUAUUAAUGAAUGUGCUAAUGUAUUCUUCAAAUUUAAAUCAUUGGCCCUAGUCCCACAAAAAAUAAAACAAAGCACUAAGACUACCUAGGAUGAGGACCAGUUUAUACACCAAGAGAUAAUAUAGGCACAUAUAAAAAUAUUCUGCCUGAUGGAUGGCAGCACAAUAGAAAUACAUCAUUUAGAGGUUUGACCACGCUGAUAUGGGCACUUUAGGGAUUAUUAAAAAAAAGUGUUUUGUAAUUAAAACUUAAUCAUCAUGUUUGUUUUUGUUUUGUCUUCAGGUGGUGGUGGUGGCGGGUUUUACUCCAGUGGAAGAAGUGGAACUGAUUUCAAGGGGACCAAGGGAGUGGGCGGAGAAGGUGGUAAGGGAUUUCUUCAGGGAGGGGAGGGUGGGAUAUCACUGCAUCACAAUGUUGUUGGUGGGUUUGGUGGAGGAGGCGGAGCUCAUGGACAGUCAGGAGGAGGAGGAGGAGGAGGGUACUCUGGGGGAAGCAGUGGAGAUGGUUCUCGUGAUAGCUGUGGGGGUGGGGGUGGCUCCUAUAACGAUGGAAACAACCAGGACAAUAAAUGUUGUUAUAACACGGCUGGUCAUGGUCAGGUGACCAUCACAUUACUGUAA
Molecule: messenger RNA, 2148 nt
Organism: Pocillopora meandrina
Lineage: Eukaryota; Metazoa; Cnidaria; Anthozoa; Scleractinia; Pocilloporidae
Source: the annotation of a GenBank genome assembly